CAAAAUAGCUGGCUGCGAGCGAUGUUGUUCCCUACUCACGAUGACGGCGCAAUGCAGCACAAACUGAAUCCGAGUACCUUCAACUGCGUUCAAUUUGAUGACGAGCUCAACCAUGAGCAGCUCAAAGCAGUUCAUACCGUUUUGAGGGAGAAGUAUGGUCGAUUGCCUUACUUGAUUUCGGGACCGCCAGGAACAGGGAAAACAAAGACGGUCGUCGAGAUUGCCCUGCAACUAAUUCAUGACCACAGUACCACUGCAGUCCUGCUUUGUGCACCUUCCGAUCCCGCGGCCGACACCAUAGUUCACCGGCUCAGCAAGCAUCUCACACCGAAUCAGCUCUUGAGAAUGAACUCGCCAGCACGCAGUUUCCCCGAAGUCCCGAGCUCCAUAAUGCCCUUCUGUCAUAUCGAGGAUAAGUUCUUCUCUUUGCCGCCCUUUCCAGAACUCAUGCGGAAGCGCAUCGUAGUCACCACAGUUCGUGAUACUGAAGUCUUACAUCAGGCACGACUUACCAAUCGGGACCUGUUCGCACUCGAGCGAGGCUUAUACACUGCUCUUCACCAAGAAGACAUGCCAUACGUGCCAUCUUUGCACUGGUCCGCGCUUCUUAUGGAUGAAGCCGCACAAGCUACGGAACCAGAAGCUCUAUUGCCGCUUCUUGCGGUCGCACCUCCCGAGAAUGCCUUACAGGAUCUCAAACCACCUCUUGUUGUGAUGGUAGGGGACCAAAAUCAGCUCGGACCACGAACAGCAUCGAAAAAGGCGGGUAUACAGAAGUCCCUUUUUGAACGUCUUCUUUCCCGCUCAAUUUAUUGCGAGCAUCCCUUGGCUCGUUCGAAGCAGAAAGGGGGGCAUGUUCCGCGCCUAACGAGAGAUAUGCUGCCGAUCACAAGACCGCCAUUCACAGACUUGAUCAGAAACUAUCGCUCUCAUCCCGCAAUUCUAGCGACACCAUCUUCGCUCUUUUACAACGACACUCUUGAGCCAUGCGCUAGCGGAGUCGAGUCGCUUCUGCCGUGGUACGGAUUCAAAGGUCGCCAGUUACCGGUCCUGUUCCGAGACAACCGAAGCGGUGAUGAGAUCGAGCAAGACGGAGGUGGCUGGUUCAACCUGGGCGAAGCGGACAUCGCACUCGCAAUUGCACAAUCAUUCUUACGACAGGAGCUGCUGCAGCCUGAGCAGAUUUGUAUCAUGAGCCCAUUCCGAGCUCAAGUCAAGGUGCUCCGAAGAAAGGCACGCGAGCAGUUGAAGCCGGGUAUCAAUAUCGGGCCCCUCGAGGCUUUCCAGGGAUUAGAGUCAAGGCUGGUGAUUUUAUGUACAACAAGAACAAGGGAUCGCUUCAUUGACCAAGACAUUGCUCGAGGCCUUGGCGUGAUACAUGAGCCGAGGAGAUUCAAUGUGGCAUUGACGCGCGCUAAGGAGGGUCUUGUUGUGAUUGGCAAUCCAGAUGUACUGGAUUUGGAUGAGAACUGGGCAUCCUUUCUGGCGUUUUGCAAACGCACUGGA
Molecule: messenger RNA, 1506 nt
Organism: Pseudocercospora fijiensis CIRAD86
Lineage: Eukaryota; Fungi; Ascomycota; Dothideomycetes; Mycosphaerellales; Mycosphaerellaceae
Exons: 2
Biological process (GO): regulatory ncRNA-mediated post-transcriptional gene silencing
Cellular component (GO): P granule; cytosol
Molecular function (GO): helicase activity
Source: RefSeq, a predicted model, not a curated record